CUCCUUGCUCCCAGAAGCCGAGUGCGGAAGUGGAAACUGCACUGUGCGGGCUCAGGGUUCCGCCUGUGGACGGCUCGCCAGAUCCUCCAGCCGACACAGCGUGCUAUCCUUCCAAUUCAACCGCUCCUAAGCAGCAGACGCCCGGGCAGAGAUGGCUGGACGGCUACCGGCGUGUGUUGUCGACUGCGGCACGGGUUACACCAAACUGGGGUAUGCAGGGAACACAGAGCCACAGUUCAUCGUUCCAUCAUGUAUCGCCAUCAAAGAAUCAGCCAAGGUUGGAGACCAGGCCCAGCGGAGGAUGAUGAAGGGGGUGGAUGACUUGGAUUUCUUCAUUGGAGAUGAAGCAGUAGACAAGCCCACAUAUUCCACUAAGUGGCCAAUCCGUCAUGGCAUCGUGGAGGACUGGGACCUCAUGGAGCGCUUCAUGGAGCAGAUCAUCUUCAAGUACUUGAGGGCAGAGCCUGAGGACCACUACUUCCUCCUGACAGAGCCUCCUCUGAACACACCAGAAAACCGAGAGUACACAGCUGAGAUCAUGUUCGAGUCCUUCAAUGUCCCAGGGCUGUACAUCGCUGUGCAGGCUGUGCUCGCUCUAGCCGCUUCCUGGACGUCCAGACAGGUGGGAGAGAGGACACUGACGGGAACCGUGAUUGACAGCGGAGACGGUGUCACCCACGUCAUUCCUGUGGCUGAAGGUUACGUCAUCGGCAGCUGUAUAAAGCACAUUCCCAUCGCAGGGCGUGACAUCACCUACUUCACUCAGCAGCUCCUGAGGGAAAGGGAGGUGGGCAUCCCACCGGAGCAGUCUCUGGAGACGGCCAAGGCAGUGAAGGAGCGUUUCAGCUACGUGUGCCCAGAUUUAGUCAAAGAAUUCAACAAGUACGACACGGAUGGCUCCAAAUGGAUCAAGCAGUACACCGGCAUCAACGCCAUCAGCAAGAAGGAGUUCACCAUCGAUGUGGGCUACGAGCGCUUCCUGGGCCCUGAGAUCUUCUUCCACCCAGAGUUUGCCAACCCUGACUUCACUCAGCCAAUCUCUGAGGUUGUGGAUGAAGUCAUUCAGAACUGUCCUAUUGAUGUCAGACGUCCUCUUUACAAGAACAUUGUUCUGUCUGGAGGCUCCACUAUGUUCAGGGACUUUGGGCGCCGUUUGCAGAGGGAUCUAAAGAGGACGGUCGAUGCUCGACUGAAGAUGAGCGAGGAGCUGAGUGGAGGCAAACUCAAGCCUAAACCAAUCGAUGUCCAGGUUAUCACUCAUCAUAUGCAGAGAUACGCAGUGUGGUUUGGUGGAUCAAUGUUAGCAUCAACUCCUGAGUUCUACCAGGUCUGCCACACCAAAAAGGACUACGAAGAGAUCGGGCCGAGCAUCUGUCGCCACAACCCUGUGUUCGGAGUCAUGUCUUAACUUUGGAGCGUGACAGCCGCAGGAAGGGGGCAGGGCUUUGAGGAGGGGGGGGUGUCGAUGUUAGGCUGUGUAAAGGACAGACUCAGGAGUCAGGGGGUGACAGCGGUGCUUCUGUGCUUUCUGAUAGCGUGUUCAGCUAUGGAUGUGUGGGACAGCAAGUGGAUCCAGAGUAUAUACAGUAAAAAGGAUUAAAAAAAAAAAAAAAAAAGAAAAGUGACCAGACCAAACACAGACCAGCUGGAAAAUUUAUUGUGAAUGUUCCUUUUUUCUUUCUUUCUGUUGUCCUUCUGCUUUUUUUUUCUUUCCACAAUGAGGGAAAAUGGUUUAUAAGCCAAAACAAUUUUAGGAACAUUUCUGGAUCUGUUGAGCAGCAAUGAUGGUGAUGGUGGAGGUUUAGGAUGAUGACAUUGAUAAUUUCAUGACACCAGAGCAUAUUAUUUAUCUUUAUAGAGGACGAGUCCAGGCACGAUGCAGUGACUCCUUAGAUCAUUGAACAUAUUAUUGUCUCCUUUAAUUUUUGGGAUUGUUUUUUUUCAGCUUCUAAUGUCUGUGUAUCACGGUAAAGCUUGUUUAUAUUUCAUAUAAAAGUUUUUUAUAUGUAAAACUUGGGAAAUUGGGGGUAAAAUACAUUAACAGUACAAGCAAGCGACUGUUAUAACCCAAGAUGCAGCUUUGAUACACAGUAUAUAAACAGUUUUAACUUUUUUUCCCCCCGUGUGUCAUUACCGUCUGCCCUUUAAUUCAUCAUACUUUCAUUCAUUCACAUCUGUUUUCACGAGACAACGUCAGGUUUCCACCUCACUGAUGCAGUGAGAGAAGAGAGAGGAUUUACUGAGGUUCUAGAGAUAAAACUGAAUAAAGACUGUCAGACCAGUAUUGUUAGACUAGAAGUUUUUUUUUUUAUUAAAUGCCAAAUUAUUAAAACAAAUGGGAUUUGUGUAUUUAAUGCCUUGCAACAUUCCAAUAAAGGCUCAAAUUUGUUUCUAAA
Messenger RNA from Sphaeramia orbicularis (orbiculate cardinalfish), 2396 nucleotides. Its product is annotated as actin-related protein 3. The coding region runs from base 152 to 1408 and encodes 418 amino acids. The transcript is spliced from 12 exons. Lineage: Eukaryota; Metazoa; Chordata; Actinopteri; Kurtiformes; Apogonidae. The record is from RefSeq and is a predicted model, not a curated record.